CCGUGACGUACGACUUGCACUUCUUUCGUUCCGGUCUAGUCUUUUCACUUUUGCUUUUUCAUUUUGCUACGACGACUACUCCGACGACGGCGACUGACGCAGACAUCGAGUGCGCAUACAGACGAGGCAGCGAAGAAGCAAGGAAGCAAGGGAGCCGAAGGAAGCAUCGCCUGCAUCUUAGAAAUGGACCUCUUCGUCGUCGCAUAGAAGAGACGGGAGAGGCGCCAUCACUAGACCGACAGUCUUUCAUGGCCCUGGGCGCCGGCCGAGGCCAAAUGACGGGCGGAGACGGAGGGACAGGCGCUCGGCGAGCCCUGUCCCCGCUCUUGGCCGCACUUCGGUCUCCAUUGCAAUUGCGUCCAGCCGCUCUCGGUGGCUCGUCGCUCGCCACUGCGACGAGAGCAAAGAUGGCGAGAGAGAAGUCCUCUCACUUCGGCGUGCUCGCCUACAAUGGCUGCCUGUCCGCAUCCAGGCGCGCCUGGGCGCUUUGCGUCGCCAUCUGGUACAGCGCUUUCUGGCGUACCUGGACGGCCACAAUCAUGAUGGCCACCCUCGGCCUCUUCGUCUGCUUUACCGCCCUCUACUUCUUCGUUCAGUCGGGCUCCACACGGCAGAUUGACUCGCUCUUUGAGCUCAGCCAAGGUCUGAGCAACGGCAUCAAUGUUGCCGAGCUCGAGCUGGACUCGGACGAAUACGAAUUCGAAGAUGACAGCGACGCAGAGACUGCCCACGACCCCGGCUCGGGCGGGCUCACGAGGCCUCUCCGUCGCGUCUUUAGCCUCGGCCACGGCCAUGGCCAUCGGGGCACGCUGAGCAAGGAGGGAGCCGCGGUCAAGCGACACAGCAGCCUCGUGAGAAUCACCAGCUCCGAUCCCAGCUCGAGCUUGAGCAGCAGCCCGAUCCAGCUCGAGCUCGACACCCGCGGAGGUCCUUCGACGGUCAUCUCCAAACCUCUCCUCUCCGGCAGCGCAGCGACCGAGCACGGCUCCUCUUCGUCGGCCGUGCAAGUUCGGCCGGGUUCAUCCUCCUCUUCUUCCACGGCCUCUUCGUUGCUCGCAAGGAGAAGAAAGGAGAGUGGGAAGUUGGCAAGCGGCAGUCCCUCGCGACAGCAGCACACGGCCCGCUUGCCGGGUCGACACCACGAAGCAAGCCCGCGCGUGGCUUCGCCCAAACGUAACCCCGGUAUCUUGGCCGCCAGGGACGGGGAACGAAACCCGUUGCAGGAGCUGCAGCGCUCGAGCGACGAAGCAUACAAGGACAUGCCGCUCCUGUCGAGCUCGCCCAAUUCGACUUCGAGCACCUUUGCCUCUGCCGACUCGGGCGACGAGGCGGCCAGUGCUUCUGCUGCGCCUCGAUCGAUUCUCAAGCGCAAGCAGGAGCUGUGGUCGAGCCUGCCGGACAUCGCCAACUCACUGCCGUCGCCCAACAUGCUCUAUCCUUCGAGCCAGGGACUGUUUCCAGGCCUGGCGUGGUCUGGCAGUGAUCACCAGCAGGGCUUUCCUUCCACGCCAUCGCCCUAUGGCUCCUUUGCACGGCCACCUCCUUCGCCGCCGCCGUCGCAACCGCCGCCACAACCACCACCACCAGCACCGACUUCUUCGUCGACCUCUGCUUCUGCCGGUGGUGGGGGAAUGAACCGUCCGCCCGUUCCACCGCCUCCGCCUGCUUCGUUCUUUUCGCGCCUGCCUCCGGGUGCAAGGCAGCCCUCCUUCCGGGCCUCCACGCCGAGGCUGGGAACGCUCUCGCCCGCCCAGGCAAGAGCAGCAUGGCCCUCGCAACGGUUCAGGAGCAUCAAGCUCGUCGAGCCCAGCUGGGAGCCAUACGUCGAUGUUCACGAGAGGGCUCGCGAGAGACUUGAGACGGCUGCCAGGCUGGCCGGUGGGCAUCCUCGAGCGGCCUCAAGCCCUUCUCUCCCCCUCAUGCCCUGGGACGACAGCGACGACGACCAAGAGGAGGAAGCGAAGAAGGAGGGAGGAGAGGAGGAGGUAGUGGUUGACGACAGAGGUGAUGUACAAAGGCGUAAGGCGAGCAGAAGAGCCAAGGGACGGUGUACAAACGACGAUGCAGAGUUUUGGUUCGAGAGAUAUACUCGCAGUACAGCCGCAGCCGGCAAGGACUGGGAUUGGCGAAAGCGGAGAACGAGACAGAGGGCUCAGGCCGCUGCAUCGAUGUCUGCUCCAUCUCCGAAUUCAUCACACUGGUCGGCCAACAACGGCAACGAACAGAAUGGCGUCUUUCAGGGCUCCGACAGUCCCCGGAGGAUGAUGGGACCGCCUCCUGCUCUGCAGCUGAACGGCCUUGGAGGAACAAUGCACCAAAGCGGCAACGGCGACGGGUCGCCAAGCUCGGAAGCGAGGAGGAGACUGGCGUAUCAGCAGGCACCCCUCGUCUCCUUCUCUCAGGACGAGCUGCCGAACCGGCCCGAAUUGGCCAUCAAUGUGGCAACGAACCGUAAAGAUCAGCAGGUGGGCGGGCGCACCUCACCCUCAAAAUCUCCCAACGGCAACGACAAUCCAUCGUCGCCAUUGUCAAAGGCCUUCAAAUCGCUCUUGAACGGCGGUACUUCUUCUGAGGUGCCCGAUUCGCCGUCCUUAAACAGGCGCAGUAGCCUGCAGCCCGACAGCGAGUGGUCAGAGGGCUUGCACGGAAGAAGUUCGCCUCCGCCUCAGCAAAGCUCGGCAGUGCGACUGCGCAAGGGAGUCAACAAGAUGAUGAACCGAUCUUCUACCGUGGAUGGACCUCUGUCGACCGCCCCUCCUUCUGCGCCGGACGAGUCACCGCGGAGGUCAAGACGGGUCUCGGAGACGGAGUCAAAGGACGCCGACGAGGAUUCCACUGUGCCGAGCCUGCCAAGCCGAAUCAGCAGCCUUUCGCCUCGCAAUAGGCUCAACAGCCUGCGAGGCAUGACAAAGAAGGAGAGGGGUGCCGUUUUGACUGCGCAGCUGCUCAAGGAGGCAGAGGCCGUGGGCACCGAUGACGACGAGGAGGACGACUUCCGUGAUCAUGCUUCUUCCGACCAGGCAAGUAACUUCGCCGACAUACCCCAGGGACGUGGUGAGGAGCAAGACGGGGACAGGCCGCUGCCGAGGGGUGCUUUGGGUCUGCGACAUUCCAGCAGCUCAAGCUCAAUUCCGCUUGCCGAGGGCAGAGGCAACAGCACCGUCGGUGCCGGCAAUGAAGGCGGCUGGAGCAGUGCAGACGCCUACGGUUUGGCUUCCUCCUCUUCUUACUCUUCGUCUUCGUCGCCCCCAAUGGUCGGAGGAAUCCAAGCAGCGGGCGUCUUUGGAGACAUUCCCGUCUUUCUCUCUGCGUCACCGCCCGAUGACGAUGGUGCCAGGCGCCGUCAAUCUUCCAACCCUCGAGCAGCUGCUGGGCGUGGCUUACCAGUCCAACAGGCUCAAAUGUCCGACGGCGGCAGCAGCAGUGUCCAAGGCCUCAAUGCCGGCGCACAGGCCUUCCCACUCUUCAACGGCGGCGAGCCCAUGGCGAAGAAAUCUUCGAGCAGAGGCUCUUCGACGGGCGAGGGCAACCCCCCUGUCAUGAUACCCGCACGUCGCCGGACGGGCUCUCGCAAGGGGAUCCUGUCGAGCGCGACGUCGGCCUCUGCCUCUCCCGCGAGAGCCUCGCCCGAACGCAAAGCGGCAAACCGAGACUCGAUGGGACGGGCAAUGACGGAGGCCCGAUCGCCUCACCCGACGCCGGCCAUGCAGCCUGAGCCGGCCCCUCUGCAGAUGGCCAACCGAGCCAGGUCGGCGAGCAUCAACAAGCAGGAACGCCUCGAACCUGCACCUGCCCGUUCUUCGCCCUCUGUGUACCAACAACAGAUAAUUCGGUCGCAAGCCACGAUGAAGCGCUCGUCCGCCGCGCAACCGACGUCGGCAGCAGCAACAUCUCGGGAGAACUGGCUGAACGCCUAUGCGACUGGCGAGGCGCAGCAGCUGGCAUCGUCGUAGUAGCUACUUGGCCCUUUGCAAAGUAUACCUCGCGCCUUCAAGUGAUCUUGCACAUGUGCAUGCAGCCGCACCCCAAUGCGUCUUUUGCCUUCUUCUUGUCUGCUGCUUUGUGUCGCAGUACUGACUCGUCUCUACCCGCGGACCUUGCGCAUUAUACCUUUUCCUCUCUCUCUCUCGCUUCUUGACCUCGAUCUCCCACUCUUUCUCGCUCUUUAUAUCACAUCACCGCCUCUCCUUUGCGAAUACCACAAAUUGAAAGAAGCACAGACAAGAUU
This is a messenger RNA of Acaromyces ingoldii, 4228 nucleotides long. RefSeq lists its product as hypothetical. Bases 249 to 3953 code for a protein of 1234 amino acids. NCBI's taxonomy places the organism in Eukaryota, Fungi, Basidiomycota, Exobasidiomycetes, Exobasidiales, Cryptobasidiaceae. The record is from RefSeq and is a predicted model, not a curated record. The transcript is spliced from 3 exons.